Molecule: messenger RNA, 332 nt
Organism: Paramecium sonneborni
Lineage: Eukaryota; Ciliophora; Oligohymenophorea; Peniculida; Parameciidae
Source: the annotation of a GenBank genome assembly
AUGUCAACUGGUUUUAUUGGAUCAACAUGUUAUAUUGCACCAGAGGUAUUAGCAAAUUAAAACACUUUUUAUAACAAAUCAGUUGAUAUUUGGUCUUUGGGAGUCAUUUGGUAUGAAAUGUUAACACAAGAAACAUUUUUCUAAGGUAACAUUAAUUUAUAAUUUUAGGUAAUGAUUAAAAGAAAGUUUAUAAAAAUAUUUUAUCAAUCACUUAAGAAGAGAUUGAAUCCGUAAUUUAAAAUAAUAAAAAGAUAAAACAAGAAGAAAAAGAUUUGAUUUCAAAGAUGCUCAAAAAAAAUCAAUUCAAAGAAUUCAAUUAAAAGAUAUAUUGA